UGGGCCAUAAUAUGUAACCUGAUUGGGUCAAAAUGUCAUCCAAACUUGUACAUACAAAAUUAAUCUUAUAAAUUUGAAAAAAUUUAAGUAAAUAAUUUAAGAAGAAUGCAUCAAAGACAUCAACUUUCGUAUUUUGACACAAUCCAUGUAGAUCCAAUCAAACUUUGCGCAGACAAUCUCUUAACUCAUUUCUAUACAAAUAAUGUAGGCAAGUCAUUUAGCAUUACAAUAAGCCAGAACUUUAGUGCAGAACACUGAAUAUAAGUAUAUGCUUAGAGCUGAAACGUCCAAUUGAUUUCCUGUUUCUCUUCUUCAUUCUGAAACUUCAAAUGCGCUUGCUUUCGUGGCGUAAAGCCAAACACUUGACUGUUAUUAAGCCCAAAUAUCCAAUCUUUACUUAUUCUUCAACAACCAAUUUUCCCGCUGUGUCCCAACACAAAAUUCACAUAACUCGAAAAGAAUUGUCUAAAUUGCUAUACCAACGUCCACCUAAAUCUCAACUGAAACAAAUACAUGCCCAAAUACUCACCCAAGAACUCUCAUCAACUGCUUCUGUAGUUAAUUCUCUCAUUCAUUGUUACCUACAUAUCAAGGAAGUUACCUCAGCAAGAUUUUUGUUCUUUCACUAUCCUUUACCUUCACCACCUAUUCUAAUAUGGAAUUUGAUGAUCAGAGCUUACUGCAAACUCGAAAAUUCUUCAGAAAGUUUCAGUCUUUUUCGACAACUCCUGAAUUUAGACCACUCCAUUCGGGUUUUUCCCGACGAGUAUACGUUCACUUUUAUUGUUACUUCAUGUGCCCACCAAAGAUCAAUUGUACAAGGAAAAAUUGUUCAUGGGUUGGUGAUGAGAAAUGGGCUUGAAUCAAACUUAUAUGUGGGCAAUUCAUUGAUUAACCUGUAUGCUGUUUUCAAGAUUACAGAUGAUGCUUACAAAGUUUUUGAUAGAAUGACUGAAAGAGAUGUGUUCUCUUGGACUAGUUUGAUAUGUGGGUAUGCAAAUAAUGGUGAGAUGUAUGAAGCUUGUGAAAUCUUUUAUAGAAUGCCAGGGAGAAAUGAUGUUUCUUGGGCUGUUGUUAUAUCUGGUUUUGCUGGAAACGGAAGCUAUAUGGAGGUACUUAUAUAUUUGAAUGAAAUGUUUUGUUCCCUUGAGGAUAAGGUAAGGCCUAAUGAAGCUGUUCUUGUUUGUGCUUUGUCUGCUUGUGCUAAUCUUGGGGCCUUAGAACAGGGAAAUUGGAUUCAUGCUUAUAUUAAGAGGAAUGAAAUUCAUGAAAGUUCAAAUAUAUCUACUGCUCUUAUUGACAUGUAUGCGAAAUGUGGUAGAAUAGACAUUGCAAGAUUGAUUUUUGAUAGAAUUCCAAGACCUGAUGUACACAAUUUCACAAGUAUGAUAUCAGGUCUAUCAUAUCAUGGGCUAGGUGAGCAUGCGCUAACCGUGUUUAACAGGAUGGUAGAUGAAAAUGUUAAUCCAAAUGAAGUGACUAUUAUAGGGGUGCUUAAUGCCUGUAGCCAUUCAGGUCUGGUAGAAGAGGGUUCUUCAAUCUUCUAUAACAUGGAGACUUUAUGGGGACUUAAACCUCAGAUUGAGCACUAUGGCUGUUAUGUUGAUUUACUUGGCCGUGCUGGAUACUUGGAAAAGGCACUUGAAGUUGUAAAGAGCAUGCACAUAAAACCUGAUAUAGUCAUAUGGAGGGCUUUGCUCAGUGCCUGCAGAAUCCAUCGUAAUAUUUUCCUUGGUAACAGCAUUAUAGAUUUUAUAAAGCAGCUUAACUCUGAUGGACCCAGUGGCAGUGAGGUACUGAUCUCUAAUCUGUAUGCAUCUCUAGGCAACUGGGAGAAAGUUUCCGAAGUGAGGAAAGCGAUGGGUCAAAGGAAGACCCAAUCUGACAUUGGAUGUAGUUGGAUCGAGAUGAAUGGUGUUGUUCACCAGUUUCGUGUUGCUGAUAAGCUACACCCACAGAUUUUAGAAGUUUUGAACAAAUUAAACGAACUCUGGACAGUGCUUUCCUAGAAGGAAUUGUUGCUAACGCGACACAUACGAUAUACGUUCAUUGAACGAGAGAACGACGAAGCAGCAGCUUGGCUUGGUCAAAAGAUAGGUGUUGUUUUUGGUUCCGUGAAUCUGUUUUCUGAGACUUGAAUUAGCAUAUUAUGAAGUUAAGAACUCGUCACCACUGCCAAUCAUAAUUGAAGGCCAUUUCUGAAGUUUAUGACUAAGAGAUCCAUUUUAUAUAGGCUGCUUCUGAUUUUUAUACUUUCAGAAGAAUUUUUCAACGAUGACUACUCAUAGCAGUUAGUUCCAGGAAAGAGCACUUAUAUCUGUAAAGAGUGUUUAACAAACUGAUCGUAGCAGAGUAUAAUCUGUUCCUAUCGUUUUUAUCUUUUAAUGAUUUGGUAUCUACUAUACCACCCAACGGAAGGGUUUUCUUUUGAUACCAGGUCUCCUGCAUAAGGUGCAUCAGAAAGUUAACCUCUUUAGACAGGAUGCACUUCAAAAUUGUAUGAGUUCCCUGAUAGAUCAGAUUGAAAAGGAAUGGAAGGAUGUUCUGGUAUUCGAAUUAUCCACGGAACUACACAACGGUGGAAGUAGAAUGUCUGGAGCACCUUCAAGUCAAUUAUAUUGGGAAGCCUAACGAGUGGCAAUAGUUCACAGUCCGACUGCUUUUUGAGUGCCCUGAACGUAAUCUCUAACCUCUUACACCUCUGGCUUUUUUUUUUUUUUUUUUUUUUUUUUUUUUUUUAACUAUAUCACAUAGGUAUUCUGUGUCAUUUGCAUUCCUCUUCAGAUAUGCUUUGGCUUCUUUCCAGGAAAUCUCGCUAAAUACUGAGCUCAUUCUCCUUUUAAGUAAUCAAUGAAAAUGUAUGCAAUUUAUUUAUCCUA
Lycium ferocissimum is the source of this 2879-nucleotide messenger RNA. RefSeq names its product pentatricopeptide repeat-containing protein At2g20540-like. The transcript has 2 exons. The record is from RefSeq and is a predicted model, not a curated record. Gene Ontology annotation, molecular function: RNA binding; protein binding. Lineage: Eukaryota; Viridiplantae; Streptophyta; Magnoliopsida; Solanales; Solanaceae. Bases 330 to 2009 code for a protein of 559 amino acids. Gene Ontology annotation, biological process: RNA modification.